Messenger RNA from Darwinula stevensoni, 252 nucleotides. NCBI's taxonomy places the organism in Eukaryota, Metazoa, Arthropoda, Ostracoda, Podocopida, Darwinulidae. The record is from the annotation of a GenBank genome assembly.
AUGAAGCCCGGCAUUCAUCCAAACUACAGAGAAGUCGUCUUUCAAGACCUGACUAGCGGCUUCGCGUUCCUGACCCGUUCCACGGUCAAUACCCGUGAAAACAUUACUUGGGAAGAUGGCAAAGAAUACCCACUGGUUAAAGUGGAGGUUUCCAGCCAAUCUCACCCCUUCUACACUGGCAAGCAAGCUGUUAGCACAACCGCUGGCCGUGUGGAAAAGUUCAAGAACCGUUAUGCACGUGGCGGCAAGUAA